AUUUGCUAUUGAUGGCUUAAUGGCUAAGCGCAGAAAUGGCGAAUAAGAUUGCGAUGUUUCUAUCGGAAGCAAUAAACAACAAUGCUGUCAUAAACACUUGUCUUGGGGUAUCGUUUGUGGUUUUGGGAUUGAGAUCUGAUCAACAGCAGAAGUAUGUCGAGGCUUUAGCAGAGCAGAAGGAUUCGCUUUCCAAGUCUAACAAGGCGAUGAAAGUCACUAUGUGGGAGUGGAAACAGCAGCUCUUUGCUGAAGCUGCUUCCGCUGGUGCUUCCGCGGUUGUUCCUCUUUCCACGCUCAAGGCCAUCUAUGGUGAAGUCACAGCAACCACUCAGUCAGGUUAA
Molecule: messenger RNA, 341 nt
Organism: Camelina sativa (false flax)
Lineage: Eukaryota; Viridiplantae; Streptophyta; Magnoliopsida; Brassicales; Brassicaceae
Source: RefSeq, a predicted model, not a curated record